UGGGAUAGGAGAGGAAGGACCUAAAUGGGUCCCUGAGCUCUUCAGGAGGAAGAAGAAGGUAUUUGAAUCUCCUUGAAUGGCUCCUCGGUUGAGAGAGCAAGAAGCAGGUGUCAUCUUCUCACCGUGAUGGCCGUCUUAAGCAGCUGACGCAGGAUGAUGAUGUGGACGAGGUCGAGAUCGCUAUUGACAACACAGCUUUCAUGGAUGAGUUCUUUUCUGAGAUAGAGGAAACUCGGCAAAACAUUGACAAGAUCUCAGAACAUGUGGAGGAGGCUAAGAAACUCUACAGUAUCAUUCUCUCUGCACCAAUUCCAGAGCCAAAAACCAAGGAUGACCUAGAACAGCUCACAACUGAGAUCAAGAAGAGGGCCAACAAUGUCCGGAACAAACUGAAGAGCAUGGAGAAGCAUAUCGAAGAAGAUGAAGUCCGGUCAUCGGCAGAUCUUCGGAUUCGUAAAUCCCAGCACUCGGUCCUUUCCCGGAAGUUUGUGGAGGUGAUGACCAAAUACAACGAGGCUCAGGUGGACUUCCGCGAACGCAGCAAAGGGCGGAUCCAGCGGCAGCUUGAAAUUACUGGCAAAAAGACAACAGAUGAGGAGCUGGAGGAGAUGUUGGAGAGUGGCAACCCUGCCAUCUUCACUUCUGGGAUCAUUGACUCCCAGAUUUCUAAGCAAGCCCUCAGUGAGAUCGAGGGUCGGCACAAGGACAUCGUGAGGCUGGAGAGCAGCAUCAAGGAACUUCACGACAUGUUCAUGGACAUCGCUAUGCUGGUGGAGAAUCAGGGUGAGAUGUUAGAUAACAUAGAGUUGAAUGUCAUGCACACAGUGGACCAUGUGGAGAAGGCACGGGAUGAAACAAAAAAGGCUGUGAAAUACCGGAGUCAGGCCCGGAAGAACCUGAUUUCACUCCAGCGUGGUGUGUCCACCAUUCUCUUCAGAUGGGAACGGAGUUUGAAAGGCCUUCCUGAGAGCGAGUGGGACCUGUUCCUUUGUUUCCUUGUAACCAUCCCUGGACCUGAUUCAGCAAACAAUCUAGCCCUGGAAGAGUCUAAUCCACCUGAUGCCACCCGAGUUCUCCUUAAAAACCUCCUGCCCCACAGCUCUGAAGUACCUCCCCUCCUGGACUGUAUGAACCAACCCAGCUUCUCUCCUCCCUGUGCUGUGUCGAAUUGUGCCUCACACCUUGGACCAAGGUGCUGUAUUUUCUACCUCAUGGAAUAUUCUCUCAGAAAUUGCAAUGUACUCUUUUUAGGGGAGUAUCUUGAACAAAAGCAGAGAGAGUUUUCUAAGUUUGGCAAUCAUAAGGCUUAGAUUUGAGUCUUCUCCCUGGCAGGAUGCCAACCCUGUGUUUUGUCCCUGUGUCCUGAAAACAUGAGAGACUGGCAGAUGUCAUUUUAGUCUGAGGAGCUGAGUUGUUUGAAAUUCAACCUUAAAAAAAGCAGUUAGUAUGUUAGGUUGGGGGCCAGCUUCGAUCUUCAACUGCGAUGUAUUCUCUCAUGUUUACUCAGGGAGGGACCAGAUGAUAGUCAUCUGAGGUUACCACUUGCAAAGGCUGAGAGUAAAAUACUUGUUUCUAUGUCUGAGUCUUGGAAACUGGCUGUUCACUGUCAGAGAGCGAUGCCUUCUGAAGCCGUUGCCUUGAGACCAAAAUAACCAGGGAUUUAAAAUUUGGCCAGGGACAAGGUGCUAGAGUCUCAGGCUCUGGGACCGUUUCAUGAGACUGAAGUGAGUAUUCACUAAUGUGUUCCAGAUGUAUUUUUAUAACCGUGUGUGUGAGAUCUGUGUACGUCUAUGUAUGCGUCUCUCAGGAAGUAGGAAAUUGAAAAUGGAAGAUAUAGGACACAAAAAACCCCAAACCAAAAACACAAAACUCAGAACUAGACUAAAAAGUAAGUCACAUUUGCUUCCUUGCAAAUUAAUCAUUGUAGAAAUGUGAUCUUUCUAUGUCAUCAAGAGACUUUUCUGGAUGAGUAGUGGGAGAAUUAAUGAGGUGUUUGGAGUGAGGAUGAAGUUGAUCCCUGGUUUUUCUGCUUACAAGACGGAAAAUGUGUUUUGACACCUCUCCUCACUGGCUGCCUUCAUUAGGCUUUUCCUGAGAAAUCUCACAGCAAUUCGGUAUUCACAUGGCCCAUGGGAUGUUCAGGUCACCAGGCCUAAGUCAGGUAGGGGGAGACCAGAGACCACAGAAUACUCUUCUUGCUAUCAGAUUAAUGGGCUUGACAGGUCCUUUAUCUCCUCCUAGCUUUUAUGGAGGAAGCAACCACCAGGACAUCAUUAUAGCGACUCAUAACCAGUAGUGAGCCCCGUAGAGUCCCUACUGGUCUCUGAUUUAGGGUACCAAGUAUAUCUCAGCUUUGAUAUUAACACUUUCUAGGAUAGGGUGGGGACUCUAAUUCAAGCCUUUGAAAAGGCUGUUUACUCUCAGUCACUGCCCAGCACACAGACAGAGCCAAGGGGAGGCCCUCCUACCCGUGGCUAUGAUGUCAGACAGUGGAUUGGCUCCAGCAACAAGGAGAGACAAACUCUAAUCACAGGCUUUUGCUCUUCUCUGAGAUUGAGGCCUGGGGUUUAUAGUUUGGAAUACAAUAUGUGAAGGGUUUUCUGUUGUUUGUAUUUUUUUAAAUGUAAACUUGAUUAUUUUUAUUGCUAAUUUAAAAAUAAAUGACUUUAUAUUGAUUGUAAAAUAGUUCUGGGUCUAUCUCCCUACGAAACAUGCUAGUACUUUGGUGCCACCAUGUGGCAAUUUUUGUUCAGGUUUUGGAAUGGCAGCAAAUCUUGUUAAACCACCU
Messenger RNA from Tupaia belangeri chinensis (Chinese tree shrew), 2788 nucleotides. RefSeq names its product syntaxin 3 (gene STX3). The coding region runs from base 201 to 1310 and encodes 369 amino acids. The transcript has 10 exons. Gene Ontology annotation, molecular function: SNARE binding; SNAP receptor activity. Lineage: Eukaryota; Metazoa; Chordata; Mammalia; Scandentia; Tupaiidae. The record is from RefSeq and is a predicted model, not a curated record. Gene Ontology annotation, biological process: intracellular protein transport; vesicle fusion; exocytic insertion of neurotransmitter receptor to postsynaptic membrane. Gene Ontology annotation, cellular component: SNARE complex; plasma membrane; endomembrane system.